AGUCAAAUAUUGCCGAAAAUACAAAAUUAGGAUGAUCUCAUUAGAAAGCAAUGUAAUUUUUAUUCAUAUCAACUAGUCCCUUUCAACCUAAUUAAGUGUUUUUAAGUGUCUUAGCAAUGCAACAAUCACCGUUUGAAAAUAUUUUUAAUAUUAUUGGUGGACUAUCGGAGGGGAAUGAAAAACCUAUGAAACAUGGGUUCUAUAAUGCCUUUGCCCUAUUUAUUCUAGCGAUAUGCUGUGCGGCCAUCUAUGUGUUAUUUUUAAUCUUGGAGCCCUUUUUCAAACCGUUGUUUUGGGCUCUACUCGUUGGUUCACUACUUCAUCCCUUCAAAUACAAAUUAUCAAAAAAAAUCAAAACAUGGUUUGAAGAUCUUCGAAAAUCAGAUUCGUCUGUGAUAUAUGGUUUAGUGUUGAUACCUGUAAAUGUAAUCAAUUAUGCAUCGGAUACAGUAGGACAUCAAUUCAGAGAACAUUAUAAGACUGUUAUAGGGUUGCUAUCUGCAAUAUUUAUAUUACCUUGGCUGUACGGUGCCAUACCACGCAGUUUCUGCUGUAUCUUCUGGCAGUUGGUCAGCUUCAUCAGUUUUACGACAACUCUUCUUAUAAAACUAUGCAGCUCUUACAUUACAAUGACAAUAGCCAUUGCAUAUAUGAUAAGCAUAUACUUUCUAUGGAGUCCAUCAAGAGCUGGAAUGUUCCGGACAACCUCUCAUAUUCUCUGGCUAGUAAUAGCAAGCUUCUUAGCUAAUUUGGCUGGAUCAUUCAAAGUGCAUAUGUUUAUACUCCUACAAGCAAUUGGUAUCACAGGUUUUGUACUAGAAGUUUUACAUAUACACAAGCAACUGUUAACUCGAGAUCCUGAGGCAUCAAUGAUCAAAGCUGUCCAGGUUGCUUUAACAAAUCGCCAGCAAGAAAGUCUUACACUUGAGAAGAUAGAUGAAAAGCCGGAAGAAGUGCCAGAAACAAGUGACAAAGACUCUACACCAGACAUAGAUUCCCCUUCCCCCAUUACACCAGAUACAAUCACAAAGAGGGGAAGUUGGACAGGAAAUGAACCUAUUCAAAGUUCUCCAAGACAAGCCAAAAUGUUAUUUAAAACUAGAACCUUAUCCGCCCUUCCAUUACCAAAUCCGAAAACGAAAACUGCUUUUGAAAAUCGACUUUUAGCUUCAUUCAGACAAAGGUCUUUGGAUGAAAAUUAUAUCAGAAAUAAUUUUAAUGAUGACGAAACAGCUCUUUAUUUCAAGCUUCUAUUUUUUGGGUGCCUUUGUAUGCUUAUCUGGAAAUAUAUUUGGCUACUACCCGUCAUGUUAUUCUUUCUAGCAAUCCAUGUAAUCAAGAAAUCGCUAAAUUUCUUUGGUGUUUGGUUAUUCUGUGAGAAUCAAUACAAUAACAUAAUGUCUAAAGUCGGAAGCUGGUGGAAUGACAGAAAAUCGGCCCUAAUCCCAGCUCAAGUCCGAGGUGUUGGGAAGAUGCUGUCCAUCUGUAACAGGAGUGUUAUAGAUAUGGCAUAUGAGUCAGUGGACACAGUAUCAACUUGUAUUGUCAUCAUAGGACUAAUAUUUUUUGUAGUGGUCACUACAAUAUUUAUUUGUAUACAGAUAUAUUCUGAGGCGAUAGUGGUGGUACAGCUUAGUGGUAGUCUCUUGAACAGUACUUUUGUACAGAAUAGCGAACUACACGCAUACCUACCCGAGGGCUGGGAGGAAAAAUUGGAUUCUCUUAUCGAUAAUGCGUACACUUAUGGACGAGAAGGAAUUUCUACAGGGAUAAUGAGAUACGUUAAAAGCAUUCUCAAAGAAGGUGACCCGGAAAAAAUAGCACGCGUUGAACAACAAGUCUUGGAAAUAUGGGACCGAGUCUAUCAGAGUUGGGUUUCUGGAACGUUCGCUGCACAGAUGGGUCCUCAAGUUGAUGGUUCCGCCGUUCAGGAUUCUUGGGAAAAUUUUGUCAACGAUGUCGGUGCGCCAGGUAUAUUCGACUACAGCGGAAUAGUAUCUUGGGUUAAAGCAAAUGUUGGAACUCUUAGUGCCAUAGCAACCAAUAUCUGGGCACCGUUGGCCAGUAAUGUGUCUCUGUUGGCCGGAUCAUUGGGUGCGUUCACUUCCUUGUUGCUGUGUGGAGGAGGCGCUAUUAUAAAUAUGUUUAUUAAUUUGGUGGUGUUUUUCACGACACUGUUUUAUCUGUUGGCUUCGAGCAACGCCCUCUACAAACCCGUGGAAGUUAUCACACGGGUUCAACCUAAUUUCGGUCCUAGGCUGGGUAUCGCUUUGUCCGUCGCUAUUAAUCAGGUGUUCAGAGCAUCUUUCAAGAUGGCGCUGUUUUACGGUCUGUGGACGUGGUUGGUUCACAACUUGUUUGGAGCCAAAGUUGUUUAUUUGCCAUCUGUUUUAGCAGCAGUUUUAGGCGCGGCACCAUUCCUAGGUCCAUACCUAGCUGGUAUUCCCGCGGCACUGGAUGUAUGGCUUCAGGGCAGACCGAUGGCAGCAUGCUUGCUGCCCAUAGCUCAAGCAGCGCCCAUAGCUUUCCUUGAUGCUGCGGUUUACGCCGAGAUAAAAGAUGGUGGUCAUCCGUACGUAACGGGCUUAGCUAUAGCCGGCGGUAUCUUCUACUUGGGCCCAGAGGGAGCUAUCCUGGGACCUUUGCUCCUAUGUUGUAUAAUGGUGGUUCUCAACUUGUCUUCCACGUUCUUGAGAGAUACUCCGUCUGAAGAACGAGCGGCUCUUCACUCGCGUGUCAGGUCGUUAUUGGAAUGUAUUUUAAAGUGAGACUCGGUGCUUAUCUGUGAACAUGCAUGGGCCACUAACAUUAACAAGCGGAGGGAACUGAAUCUUUAAAAAUAAAGAAUUAUACAUAAAUGAGCCGUGAGAAAUAAUCUUGGCCUCCUUUAUAAAUAUAAUAUGACAAUUAUUAAAAUCAGUUCGUUAAAUAUCAUGUUUAUUACGCGUAUAGUACUUUUCAAUUUACACGUUUUACAAUAAGUGUUUGAAGGAAAUGCUCAAUCAAUAUCUGAUUUCCUUCUUCUAUAAUAAUAUAUCUACAAUAUACGUCAUACAAGAUUCUAAACAAAUUAAAAAAAAGCUUUACAUAAAUAAAUUUGAUGUUACAUUUCUACUUCAUCACUAAAGGGUAUAAAGGCCUGGAUCGAACGACCUUACUUAAAAACGUUGUCUGCUUCUAUUAAAUGUCAUCAAAGAUGGCAGAAAGAGAAAUCAGUAUUAACUAAACUCUCUAUACAGCCUUUAUAAAUAAGGCCGCUAAUAUUUUACAUAGUAUAUAAAAUUAUAUGGUCGUAUUUAAAAUAAUAUUAUAUAAUAUAUAAAAUAAUAUUGAUUUUAGUAUAAAGUUAAGCCAAAGAGACGCUCAUGGUUGCAUGAUAAUAAAAUACCGUGCAUGCAUACGAACGAUAUAUUUUAGAUAAAUCUCAGUCUUUAUUGUAAGUUACGUCCUUAAUUUUCACAGAUAUAUUUAUAGAUAGAUAACGCGAGUUCUCUAUUAGGUAAACUAACUUACUAUUUGAUAAUAAACAAAGUAGGUAGUUUGCGUCUUUAGUUUGUGAACUGAAAUGUAUACACCAUCCGUUCUUAUCUGCCUGACCGUGACGUCAUAAGUGACGUAUGAUAAAUGACACGCUUUAUUUUUAUAAAUUUACAUUCUUGCGGUAUCUAUCUUAAUAUAUUUCUGUGGCCAACGCUCAUUGUGGGAAGGUUUACUUAAAAAAAAACAAUUUAAAAUGAUUAUGUCAAGCAACGAACGCUAUACUUUAUAUAUAAUUAUAUAUGUUAAAUAAUAAUAAACAUCUCAUAAAUAUUGUUUUAAUGUAAU
Molecule: messenger RNA, 3825 nt
Organism: Nymphalis io (European peacock)
Lineage: Eukaryota; Metazoa; Arthropoda; Insecta; Lepidoptera; Nymphalidae
Product: transmembrane protein 245
Exons: 15
Coding region: 117-2768 (883 amino acids)
Source: RefSeq, a predicted model, not a curated record